CGCCCCCUAUCAAAACUGUCAUUCUGUUUGGAGUGCUCAGCGACGGCCAUAAUUAAACAAAAGAGUUUUUCUUCAAAAUGAGGGACAUUUGACUUUUUGCUCGAACUUUGGUUGUGAUUGUGUUGAACGUAUUCACAGAUGAGCGCUAAAUCGGACGUAAACAGACGUGUCUUGGCCAUACAGGCCAAAAAGAAGCGGCACAAGCCUGGUAAAAAGAAAGGUAGAAACGAUAUGAACGGUCACGGCGGCGAAAAUAGAAUUCAUUCGAAAAACGAACCGUCUCACAGUUCCAGCAAUGAAACUAUAGAAGAUCCAGAUGAACCUUAUACUAGUGAAGAGGAAGAACAGGAAGAUAGCACAGAUUACCGCAAGGGAGGUUACCAUCCUGUCAAGAUUGGGGACUUAUUUCUUGGAAGAUACCAUGUCACUCGAAAAUUAGGUUGGGGCCAUUUCUCUACAGUGUGGUUGUGCUGGGAUUUGGAAGAGAAACGAUUUGUAGCUUUAAAAAUUGUUAAGUCAGCCGAACACUUCACAGAGACAGCUCUGGAUGAGAUUAAAAUUUUGAAAGCAGUUCGAGAUUCAGAUCCUAUGGAUCCCAAAAGAAACAAAACUGUUCAGCUGCUGAAUGAUUUCAAAAUAAGUGGAAUAAAUGGCGUGCAUGUGUGCAUGGUUUUUGAAGUUUUAGGCCACCAUUUGUUGAAAUUAAUAAUUAAGUCUAACUAUCAUGGCAUCCCUCUAAGUAAUGUAAGGACCAUAAUGAGGCAGGUCUUGGAAGGUCUGGAUUAUUUGCACACUAAAUGCAAUAUUAUUCACACUGAUAUCAAACCAGAAAAUGUAUUGGUUUGUGUGUCAGAAGAGUAUAUUAGAAGAUUAGCAUGUGAAGCAGCUGAAAUGCACCAAUUAGGAUUAAAAUUACCAACUUCGUUAAUAAGCACAGCCCCACCUCAAGACAUGAUGCCUGUGAAAAUGAGCAAAAACAAGAAGAAAAAACUGAAAAAGAAAGCAAAAAGACAAAAUGAGUUGCUGAAAAAGCAAAUGGAACAGAUAAUUGAAAUUGAGGAAAAGAAAAAAGUUGUGGAAAAUGGAGAUGUUAACGGAGAUACUGAUUGCAAUGGAGCAAAUUCCAGUCCUGAUAAUCCUGAGGAAAUGUCAGAAAAACUUUCAAAUGGCUGCAUGGAUGAACUCGGUGGAGGUGAAGUUGUUAUUCCUUGUGAAGAUGUGUCAGUUGUUUUUAUGUCAGAAGAUGAUUCGCCUUCUUUGACAUCCCACUCAAAAAGCGAAAAGUUGGAGCUGGACCCUGCAUUUGUAGAAUGCGACUUCGAAGUAAAAAUUGCCGAUUUAGGAAAUGCUUGUUGGGUGGAGAGACAUUUUACAGAAGACAUCCAAACUCGACAAUACCGAUCCUUAGAGGUUCUGUUGGGAGCGGGGUACAACACCUCUGCAGAUAUUUGGAGCACUGCCUGCAUGGCAUUUGAACUGGCUACUGGAGAUUAUUUAUUUGAGCCUCAUUCUGGGGAAGAUUAUUGCCGGGAUGAAGAUCAUUUAGCACAUAUAAUUGAGUUGCUUGGUAACAUUCCCAGAAGAAUCGCUCAAAGUGGAACAAACUCGAAAUUGUUUUUCAACAAGAAGAAUGAACUUCGACACAUUACCGGUCUCAAACCUUGGGGUCUCGAAGAUGUACUAACUGAAAAAUAUGACUGGAGUCGACAAGAUGCAAUGGAGUUUGCUGCAUUUCUCAAGCCAAUGCUCGAUUUUGAUCCAAACAGGCGCGCAACUGCCGCGAGUUGCUUGAAGCAUCCAUGGCUGAAUAAAAAGUGAGUUAGGUGACUGAUUACAUGAAAUUGCUUUUGUUAAAAAUAAAUAUCUAGUGCAUUUUAGUCCAAUAUUUUUUUUAUGUCAAAAUGCAUUCAACAACCAUUUACUGUUAUUUAUUUCAUCCGGUUGAACAGGGCCUUUUUCUUUCUGUGUAUAUAGAGAUUUGUAAUAGAUGAAAAUUGUGAUGUAUGUGUUUUGUAAUAGACAAUAUAAAUGUCCCUGUAGGCUGUUUUGAUGAAUUUAUGAUUUAGUAAUUUAAUUUCUUAGGUGAAAAAACUAUCCAAAAAUAGCUCUGCAAAAAACUUAUUUUCUUUUGCAAAUUGUUAAUUAAUAUAGAUGAAUACGUUUUUAUUUUGAUUAAGCUUAAAGCAUUACGAAAUUUGGUGGGAUUCUGUAUUAACUAUAACAGAAGAACUACAGAGUCUUGAAAUUAGAUCUCAAAAUCACAAUAUUAUAUGACCUAUACAUAUAUAGGUAUCAUUAAAAAAAUAGUUAUGCACGGUAGCUUAGAAGCGUAGAAGGGACUAGUUAUUACUAAAAACUGUUAUCUCUAUUUUAGAGUGUAAACAGGUCUUCAAAAUAUUUAGUUUGGGACAAGUACGCUUUAGCAGAACCGCCAAAUUAAGUUGUGCUUCUGCAAAUAAAUAAAUGAGAUUUUUGGAUAGUUUUUCAUUAAUCAAUAUUUAUUCAUAGCCUGGGGGAUAAACUUAAGUAGAAUUUAGAAAACUACCCCAAAUAGGGUGUUAUCGACUCGACAUGCAGAUUCGGUAUUUCCGUUUAUAGUUCCUAUCAUGUUUGCAAGGCAAAAGUUGUAGUAGAAGUGAAUAUUAUGCAAACUAAGAAAAAUAUAAAGGAGUUAUUCUAGCCAUAAUAGAUUGAGGGAAUUAUAGAAAAUGGAAACCUGUUGCGAUAUAUAUCAACCAGUCAGUUCCACAAAAUAGAAGCACCAACGUCAUACAUUUGUAUUUAAAAUACUUUAACUGAUAUAUACAGAUAUAUACAUUACAUUGUACAUUGAAUCUCGUAAAGUAUACAAUGAAUUCAUUGUUGUUAGUUUUAUUGGAGCUGCACCCACAAUGACAAGUAG
Molecule: messenger RNA, 2902 nt
Organism: Cylas formicarius (sweet potato weevil)
Lineage: Eukaryota; Metazoa; Arthropoda; Insecta; Coleoptera; Brentidae
Product: SRSF protein kinase 2-like
Exons: 1
Coding region: 139-1818 (559 amino acids)
Biological process (GO): spliceosomal complex assembly; regulation of mRNA processing; protein phosphorylation
Molecular function (GO): ATP binding; protein kinase activity
Source: RefSeq, a predicted model, not a curated record